AUGCCUACUGGUUCGGUUCUUGUUGCUGGUGGCACGGGCUACAUUGGCUCGUUCACCACCCUCGCCCUGCUCGACGCUGGCUACAAGGUUGUCGUUGCCGACAACCUGUACAACUCGUCCGCCGAGGCUCUCAGCCGCAUUGAGCAGAUCAGCGGCAAGAAGGCUGAGUUCGUCCAGCUCGAUGUCACCGACGAGAAGGGCUUCGACAAGGUGUUCGAGGCCCACCCCGACAUCGACAGCGUCAUCCACUUUGCCGCGCUGAAGGCCGUCGGCGAGUCGGGUGAGAAGCCCUUGGACUACUACCUGGUCAACGUCUACGGCACCAUCAACCUGCUGCGCUCGAUGGUGCGCCACAACGUCACCAACAUCGUCUUCUCCAGCUCGGCCACCGUCUACGGCGAUGCCACCCGCUUCCCCAACAUGAUCCCCAUUCCCGAGGACUGCCCUCUGGGCCCCACCAACCCCUACGGCAACACCAAGUUCGCCGUUGAGACCGCCAUCACCGAUGUCAUCAACGCCCAGCGCAACAACGCCACCAAGGCUGGCAACGAGGCUGAGGCCAAGAAGUGGAACGGCGCUCUGCUGCGCUACUUCAACCCGGCCGGUGCCCACCCCAGCGGCAUCAUGGGCGAGGACCCCCAGGGUGUCCCCUACAACCUGCUCCCGCUGCUGGCGCAGGUCGCCACCGGCAAGCGCGAGAAGCUGAUGGUGUUUGGCGAUGACUACGCCUCCCACGACGGCACCGCCAUCCGGGACUACAUCCACAUCCUGGACCUGGCUGACGGCCACCUCAAGGCCCUGAACUACCUCCGCGCCAACAACCCCGGUGUCCGCGCCUGGAACCUGGGUACCGGCAAGGGCAGCACCGUGUACGAGAUGAUCCGUGCCUUCUCCGCUGCCGUCGGCCGUGACCUGCCCUACGAGGUGGCCCCCCGCCGCGCUGGUGACGUGCUCAACCUUACCGCCAACCCCACUCGUGCCAACACCGAGCUUGGCUGGAAGGCUGAGCGCACCCUGGAGGAUGCCUGCGCGGACCUCUGGCGCUGGACCGAGAACAACCCCCAGGGAUACCGUCAGCAGCCGCCGGCGGAGCUGGUGGCCCAGCUGAAGAAGUAA
Molecule: messenger RNA, 1116 nt
Organism: Penicillium alfredii
Lineage: Eukaryota; Fungi; Ascomycota; Eurotiomycetes; Eurotiales; Aspergillaceae
Product: NAD-dependent epimerase/dehydratase family protein
Exons: 4
Coding region: 1-1116 (371 amino acids)
Biological process (GO): beta-D-galactose catabolic process via UDP-galactose, Leloir pathway
Cellular component (GO): cytosol
Molecular function (GO): UDP-glucose 4-epimerase activity
Source: RefSeq, a predicted model, not a curated record